UUUAAGAGGGGGGGGGGCUUCGGCUGGUUCCGGACUCAUUCAUAAACAACACGAACUCCUCCGAGGCGGAACCGAGCCUGCACAGCGAGCGGACCGGAUGCGAGGGAAGAGCGGGAUCCAGACCUGCUCGGCUCGGCUCGGCUCGGCUCGGCUCGGUGACUUCCAUGGCUGACCCCGCUGCUGACCGGGGCUGACUGGAUGUGUGAGCCGACCGGAGGCAGCUCGAUCCGGGCCACAGCGGCGCCCGCUCCCCGGGACUCUCCGCUCCGCGCUUCCGCCUCGAGUUAACCAGUCCGCCGCUCCGUCCUCCGGUUCUGACCCGCGUUUGAAUCUCUAUUCUCGGCGUGUGUCAAUGAGCAGUCUCCCGCGGAGCCGCGGAGCUCACACGCCGAUGGAGCAGUGAGUCAUGGCCGCCAAAGAGGACCUGUACGCCAAAGUGACCCCGCGGAGGCAGCGCCAGACCCGGCCCAACACCGUCAAACAUGGGUCGGCUCUGGACGUGCUGCUGUCCAUGGGCUUCCCCAGAACCAGGGCUCUGAAGGCUCUGGUGUCCACAGGAGGGAAGAACGUCCAGGCGGCGUGUGACUGGCUCUUCUCCCACGUCGAUGACCCGUUCCUGGACGACCCUCUGCCCAGAGAGUUUGUGUUGUACCUGCGACCCAGCGGGCCGCUGCUCCAGCAGCUCUCACACUUCUGGCAGCAGUCCCGCGUGUCCUGCGGCAAGAACAAGGCGCACAACAUCUUCCCGCACAUCACGCUGUGUCAGUUCUUCAUGUGCGCUGACGGGAAGGUGGAGGCUCUGUCCGACGCUCUCCAGGCCACCGUGGCUACGUGGAAGUCUCGUAUACCCGCGCCGCUCCCACUGGAGCUCUACACCUCCUCCACCUUCAUCGGGCUCUUCGUGGAGGAGGAGGUGGCCGAGGUGCUGAAGGGGUUUGCUGCUGACUUUGCAACUGAAGCUGCAGCUAAAGCAGACGUUCGUGUGGAGCCUCAUAAGAAGCAGCUUCACGUCACAUUGGCGUAUCACUUCCAGGCCGGUCACCUCCCGGUUCUGGAGAAGUUGGCCAAAAACGUGGACGUGUCGUCAGGCUGCGAUUGGCUGGCUGUGCUCUUCUCGCGGGACAUUCGCUUUGCAAACCACGAGACGCUCCAGGUGAUGUACCCGUACGCGCCUCAGAACGACGACGAGCUGGAGCUGGUGCCCGGAGACUUCAUCUUCAUGUCUGCGGUGGAGCAGAGCAGCGCCAGCGAGGGCUGGCUGUACGGCACCUCGCUGGGCACCGGCCUGUCGGGGCUCCUACCUGAGAACUACGUGAACCGGGCCGAUGAGUCCGACACCUGGGUCGUCCACGGCUCUCACUCUGUUCUGAACUGUGCCUCUCCGUCGAGCUCCGGCAGCUCUGUGGCUGCUUCACUGUUUGAUGGGAAGCUGAGCGACAGUCUGCUCGACAGUCUGAUGGAUCCUUGCAGCCUCGCCGGCAUCUGUCCUCUGCAGGUGUCGAGGCCGAUGUCUUCGUCCUCCCUGUCCAAGAUGAGACUGUUUGUGUGUCGCCAUGGCGAGCGGAUGGACGUGGUGUUUGGGAAGCACUGGGUCGCUCAGUGCUUUGACUCCAAAGGCCGAUACAUUCGCUCUAACCUCAACAUGCCGCCCAGCCUGCCGGCGAGGAGCGGAGGUCACCGGGACUACGACAAAGAUUGUCCAAUUACUGUGUUUGGCUCCACCCAGGCCCGGCUUGUAGGUGAAGCUCUGUUGGAAAGCCACGCAGCAAUAGACUUUGUUUACUGCUCUCCGUCUCUUCGCUGCGUUCAGACCGCUCAGCACAUCCUGCAGGGUCUCCAGCAGGACGGAAAAACAAAGAUCCGUGUGGAACCCGGAUUAUUCGAAUGGACCAAGUGGGUGUCCGGCACGUGUCUGCCCACCUGGAUCCCUCCAGCUGAGCUGGCCGCUGAUAACCUGAGUGUGGACACAACAUACAGACCUCAUGUUCCCAUAAGCAAGUUGGCGGUGUCGGAGUCGUACGACACCUACAUCAGCAGGAGCUUCCAAGUGACCCGAGAGAUCCUGGCAGAGUGCAACAACCUGGGAAACACGGUCCUGAUCGUGGCCCAUGCUUCCUCCCUCGAGGCGUGCACUCGCCAGAUUCAAGGCCUCACUCCCCAAAACUCCAAGGACUUUGUCCAAGUUGUCCGAAAGAUUCCAUACUUGGGUUUUUGUGCUUGUGAAGAAAUGGGAGAGACCGGGGUGUGGCAGCUGGUGGACCCGCCCAUCCUGCCUCUGACUCAUGGACCCAACCACAGCUUCAACUGGAGGGAGAUGCUCAUGCAGGACUGAUGAAGCUAACGUGCCCUCUUCACUUCUGAAAUAUUUAUUUUUAACCCACACUGCUCCAAACCCGACUACCAAAAAUCAAAAACUCGUGUGGCUUCCGUCAAAGACUUCAGCUCAGGAUGAAUGUCCGGUUUGUGUGGAGGUCACAGAGCGGGCGGAGGUCUCCGUCCACGCUCCACCAGGUGCUGCAAGAAAUCUGGAUGUUUCUCGAUGGUUGCUGAUGAAUCAGGUUUUUAUUCUGCCGUGAGAAGGCGUCAUUGAGCUCCGUCUGUGCGGCGCCCUCCUCAGGCGGGGGGCGGUGAAGACUGCUGCCUUCUUACACACUGUGACGAGAGAGAGAGAGAGACAGAGAGAGAGACAGAGAGAGACACAGAGAGAGAGAGAGAGAGACACAGAGAGAGACAGAGAGAGAGAC
This is a messenger RNA of Larimichthys crocea (large yellow croaker), 2744 nucleotides long. RefSeq names its product ubiquitin associated and SH3 domain containing Ba (gene ubash3ba). Bases 407 to 2332 code for a protein of 641 amino acids. The transcript has 14 exons. Lineage: Eukaryota; Metazoa; Chordata; Actinopteri; Sciaenidae. Gene Ontology annotation, molecular function: protein binding. The record is from RefSeq and is a predicted model, not a curated record.